Messenger RNA from Onychostoma macrolepis, 2302 nucleotides. Its product is annotated as EF-hand and coiled-coil domain-containing protein 1. The record is from RefSeq and is a predicted model, not a curated record. The coding region runs from base 320 to 2122 and encodes 600 amino acids. The transcript has 8 exons. Lineage: Eukaryota; Metazoa; Chordata; Actinopteri; Cypriniformes; Cyprinidae.
CCACACACACACCUCCUCUGUCAACUCAAAGGGUGGAGUGGGUCUUUUUUUGAAGACGCACACAACCACAGUCCCUGAAGGAAGAGAUUGAUGAAAGGAUUCUAAGUCAACAAUGCAUUUUGAAUCAAGUUAAUUAUUAGGGUAAAUGUUAUACCUAGGCUACAAAGUUGGCACUGUAAUGUAAAGUGUUACUUUUUAUACUCCUAUCUGGUAAGUUUCCAAUAAUUUGCAGCACAUGUUGCGAACACACAAUGAUGUAAGUUGUCUGAAGGAGGUGGGCAUGUAGAAACCCGGGUGUUUUGUGGAUGUCUCUUCAGUCAUGCAGGUUUCGCGGAUCCGCGCGGCGCGUAAAAGCGAGUGGCUCAAAUGCGCGCUAAAGCACCACUUCAGCCCAGAUCCCUGCGUGGAAAACGAGAUCGUGGUUUUGGCCACCGGUGUGGACCAGUAUCUCCAGGAGGUGUUUCAUCAUCUCGCCUUUUACAACGGUGAUGUCCUCGUCUCGAGUGAGGACUUUAGGAGUCUGUGUUUGAUUUUGGGUAUCCCCGCGAGCGCAGAGAGCGAGGACGGCACCUCAGAGCACCGGGAUAUUUGCGAUGGACUUCCUCUUGUGCUGAACUUUAAAGAUUUCCACGCACGGCUUUGUGGGGUUUUCUCGCUAAAAGCGCAGGAAGGACAGACGGGAGUUCGACUUCCGGUCAGCGAGGAGACCGAGCACAUCGAGCGGGAGAUCAGGCUCCGGUGUCCCCGCGUCCGGAGGAGAAAGUGCGUCAGCUUUGAUCUGUCUGCCGACCAACAGAACCGGAGGAGGUCAGUGAGGAGAUCCGGACCCUCUCAGAAUCCGGAUCAUUUGCAGAGCUCUGCUGUGGAACCCAAGAGAAACUCAGUGGAUAUUAACCUUCAGAGGAGAUGGCAGGACCAGCUGGAGCUGGAGAACGCCAGUCUGAGGGAGCUUGUGGAGGACUUGCGUUCAGCUCUCCAGAGCAGCGACGCGCGGUGUUUGGCACUAGAGGUGGCUUUACGCCGAAAAGACGUGCCGUUCCAACAUACUGCUGGAGGAACCCCUGAAAAACAGGACUGCAAAACAAAAACACGACAAUCCAAACACAUGGAAUGGGACUCCAGAAGAAGCACUAAAGACCUCCUACGAGAGCUGGAACUGAUCCGUGCUUCUCGUGAUGGACAGCUGGAGGAAGCCAUGAGGUUUAACCAGAGGUUAGAGGAAGAGGUGAUGGCGGCUUACGGCGAAAUUAGUAGGAUGCAGGAGAUGCUGGACAGCGUCCGGACUGAAAACACGCGGAUUAAGAAGAGGACAGAAGAGGUCAGAGAGUCACUGGCUGCAGGGCUGCAAGGUGUGAGGACCUUACAAGACCAGGCUCGACAAGCUGACCUGCUCCGAGAACAAGUCCAGAGUCUGGAGAGCCAGCUGGAGAACUUCAGGACCCAGUGCACCUGCACAGAGCUGAAUAUGAACAAAACUGAAAUACUUGCUGAACCAUGUGGGUCUGGAUUUCCCUCCCCCACCAGUCAUGACGAUGCCAGAAGAGAAGAAGACCUGCAGAGGUCAGUAGAGGGUCGGGCAGCAUCAGAUGAGGAAGAGGAGGAGAGGAGCAUAGAUGAAGGACAGUGCUGCCAUCUGGAGGUGAAGCGGCUGAUCAACAGAUUACACAGCUGUGCCAAAGGGUGUCAGAAAGCUGCUAUCUGUAACUGGCUUGUCUCUCAGAGCUCCGCUCACAGCAAAGACACUAAAGCAUGCGUGUGGAUUCCUCAAGCGGAUGAGAGGGGAAAUCAAGCGGGAAAGAUGAAGCAGAAAGAGGUGGAGAGUUUGAGAGUUUAUCAUUCACUGCAGGAGGAGAGACUGACUGAUGCGCUCACGUUACUGCUGCAGAUACCACACAAAAGAGUCUCUCGCAGGAUGUUGGGGAAAAUACUGAUCAACACACUAGAUCUGUGUACUAGAAAAAGUCACAACUGGACUCCGGUGGCUCUGGUGGUGGACACACUGUGCCGGCAGCUCCUCUCCAGUGACCUCCUGGAUGGAGGAGAGGAGGUCAGCACUGGGUCACGACUUUCUGGGACCUCAGGUCACCGAAACACAUCCAACCCCCUUCUGAUGUCCUGCUGAGAUUUUGCAAUGUCCCACUUAAGACACUUUACAUGAGGGUACAAAUUGGUGUUCUGUUAUUUGGCACUAUUACCAGAGUUAUCAUAAUAAGAAUUAAACAAAUAUUUUUCAUUAAUUUAUAAGAAAUAAAUGAGUACCAAUAAAACAUUUGGUGCCUAACCAGCACCUUCUUAAAGGGAU